UAACAAUGCUAAUUUUCGUAAGAUCAGGGUAUCACCAUCGUAACAUACAUCACGUCGGCGGAUGUUUUUCACUUACGAUUAUCAUUGCCGUUUAAACCACACCAAAGCUCUCAAAACAGGGAAAUGGCGUCGAUUGGGAAGGGGGUAAUUUUUCUUAUUCUGUUCCUUCUGUGGUGCGCUUAUGUUAUCAUUGGGAUGUUCGUGUUUAGGGCCGCAGAAGGUAAUGUGGAGAGAGAAGAAGAGAGAGAGAAUCAAGAGAAGACAGAGCGCUGGAGUAUGUCAGAGCUGAGGGCUGCAACAAUGCAGAAACAUAACAUGACGGCAGCAGAAUUUAACACACUCGCCGGAAAGAUUCGUGAAACUCGUGAAACUCACGAUGAGUAUUACGAUGAACAGCGAUGGAGUUACGGAGAGUCGUUCUGGUUUGUCUUUGUUUUGCUCACAACCAUAGGUUACGGAGAUUUCACCCCUGUUACCUCCCUUGGCAAGGGUCUGUGCGUGGUGUAUGCUUUCUUCGGUAUCCCGAUAACUAUCUUGUUGCUUAGAUUCAUUGGCCAGCAGAUGCUGCGAGGCGAGAGGUCGCUUAUCACAGCCAUCGAGAAGCAUUGUCUGGGAAGAAACGGAGCUCCAAGCCGCUUGAACGAGAAAUGUUUCCUGUUUGGCUUUGUGUACUUGCUGUUACUGCUCUUGAUCGGCGCCGCUAUUCAAAUGAAGGUUGAAGGCUGGAGUUAUGGAGAUAGCCUUUAUUUCUACGUGGUUACCUUCACCACGGUUGGCUUCGGGGAUCUACUUCCCCAGGAAGCGAAGUACAUCACCGUACCGUUCAUACUUUUAGGGCUGACCGCCAUCUCCAACAUUCUACACGCGGCUGCUGCUGUGGCCCUGAUCAAACGUGUUACCGCGGGCUCACAAGUGAACGACGAAACUGAGAAGCUGACGAAGAAAGAAGCCGAAGUUUGAAGAACGAAGGAAACUUUCGACAAGACCGUUGCUGUACACAGAUUCUUAAAACUGAACGUAGAAGCCUACAAUAGAUCCAUUUCAACUAACUACAGUAAAAUGUUAAAAGGGAGAGAGAGAGAUAAUUAGUUAUUUCUCUAUUAAUAUAACUUUACAAAAAUUGAUUUGCAAACUUGAGGGUUUUUUUUCUUCUAUUGCUAUUGGCUUAAGUAGGUCCUGAAACUGUACAUAUUCGUAAUGUACUGUAGCAUCCUCGGUAACUGACCAUCACAAUUUGGAUCGAGAAGUCCAAGAAUGUCCAUCACUCCUGAGGAUGACAGAAUCGGACAUGUUUGAUUUUGAUCAUGAAAAGAGAGGCUGUCUUUUUAAUAAAGCUAUGCACUGAACA
Orbicella faveolata is the source of this 1348-nucleotide messenger RNA. RefSeq names its product potassium channel subfamily K member 9-like. Lineage: Eukaryota; Metazoa; Cnidaria; Anthozoa; Scleractinia; Merulinidae. Gene Ontology annotation, cellular component: plasma membrane. Gene Ontology annotation, molecular function: potassium ion leak channel activity; outward rectifier potassium channel activity. The record is from RefSeq and is a predicted model, not a curated record. Gene Ontology annotation, biological process: potassium ion transmembrane transport; stabilization of membrane potential.